Molecule: messenger RNA, 5148 nt
Organism: Vespula vulgaris
Lineage: Eukaryota; Metazoa; Arthropoda; Insecta; Hymenoptera; Vespidae
Gene: xmas
Exons: 4
Coding region: 204-5048 (1614 amino acids)
Biological process (GO): mRNA export from nucleus
Cellular component (GO): transcription export complex 2; cytoplasm; nucleus
Molecular function (GO): RNA binding
Source: RefSeq, a predicted model, not a curated record
GCAACGGUAUGAAUUUGGCUAUAGAUUUAGUCAAAUAAUUUUAAUAUCGACUGUUAAGAGUUAUAAACGUAAUAAAUAAGGUUAGAAUUUUUAGUAAUUUGAAAUAAUAUGAUAGUGUAGGACGAUUUUCUCCUUUUAUGAAAAAACAAAAAUCUCAAAGAAAUGUAGCAUUUUUGGAUAUUCAAAGUGAAUAAAAGAAAAAAAUGUAUGACAAAGAAGAAAUGGAUACAAACAUUACAGAAAAUACUUCAAAAGGAUUUACAUUCUCUAGACCAAAUGUUGUCUUUAGUCCUCCCAAAUCAUUCAAUUAUGAUUUUUCAACUAAUUUUAUUUCUCCAAGUUCAAGCAAACAAACAUUUAGUUUUGCAGCACCUGAAGCAAUAUCACAGUUAACUAAUUAUACCAAAACACAAAGUAAUGAAACUGAAAAAAAAUAUAAGCCUAAAAUAUCUAGAAAUGCAUUUGAACCAUCGGUUAAUGUGUUUGCUCAUGCUUUGAAAGAUAGUUCAGCUUUUGAACAAUUGGCUAAAAAUUCUAGAUCACAUAUAGUAAAAUUUAAUUUGGAUAAUUCAAUAACAUGUACAAAUGUUCCAAAAGAACUACUUAUAAAAUCAUCAGCAAAAGAAUAUUUUCAUACUUAUGGUCAAAUAAUGAAAAUUACUAUUAAACCGAAGAAGCAAAUAAUUAUAGUAUUUUAUGCAUCUAAAGAAGAAGCAAAUAAUGCCUAUCAAAAAAGUGGAGAAUAUUUAGGUAAAAAAUUUCUUGUCGAAUGGACAAAGUCGGAGAAGAUACCAAAGUCCCCUACUAAAAAGAAAGAAUUAAAGAAAAAUAUAGUUACAAAUUUUCUUAAAUUAGAAGAUGAAAUUAGAACUGAAUUAGAAGCCAUGACAAAUUUGGAAUAUAAUUUACCUGAUUAUAAAAGUGGUGAUAUAUAUAGAGUACCAUCUAUUGGAAAAAGAGGCAAAGGGUCACAUGUAAAAAAAUCUGAGAAGAUAUUGCCUAAAAUAGAAAAGGUAGCAGCAAAAGUAGAUAAAGUUGAAAGCGAUAGUCAAAUAAUGACAUCAUUACAUGGUGCAUCUGUAGAGGAAUUACAAAGUAUAAUACAUCAAAUUAGUAUUACUUCAGAAGAUAAAUAUAAAAUUUUAGAGGCAAGGGAUCGUUUGAUGAGACUUAAACAAGUAAAAUCACAUUCAUUGGCAACUGCUAAAAUUACAAGUGGAACUUGUCCAGACAUGUGUCCUGAAAAGGAACGUUUGAUGCGUGAAUCACAAAGACAAGUAGCUCCAUAUGAACAACUUGAAGGAAAUGAAUAUAGAAUAAAUCAUAUGAUUGCUGUUAAACAAUAUUCCAGAUCUUCUGCAGAUCAGGAGGAACCAAUGGCUCAUGAGUUAAGACCAGUAAAAUCUUUAAAAAUGACAAUGAGUUAUUUACUUCAUGAAAUUGUAAAUCUUUGUGAAGAAGAAGGUACCAAUUUAGGAGAAUGGUAUCACUUUCUAUGGGAUAGAACAAGAGGAAUAAGAAAAGAUAUAACUCAACAAGAACUUUGUUGUAUUGAUAGUGUAGAAUUAGUUGAACAAUGUGCUAGAUUUCAUAUAGUAUGCUCAGAAAGACUUUGUGCAGAAGAAUUAUCAGUAUUUGAUAAAAAAAUUAAUUCAGAAAACUUGACAAAAUGCUUACAGUCUUUAAAGUAUAUGUAUCAUGAUUUGAGAGUAAAAGGUAUCACAUGUCAAAAUGAACCAGAAUUUCGAGCAUAUAUUAUUCUCUUAAAUUUGAAUAAUGGUAAUUUUAUGUCAGACUUACAGCAACUUCCAACUCCUAUACAGAAAUCGCCAGAAGUACAAUUUGCAAUAAAUAUUUAUUCUACUCUUGAGUCUAAUAAUUAUUACAAAUUUUUCAAGCUAGUGCGGCAAACAACAUACUUAAAUGCCUGCAUUUUGCUUAGAUAUUUUAAUCAAGUCAGAGUGAAAGCUUUAUCUAUAAUGGUCAAGGCUUAUUGUAGAACUACAUCUACAGCAUAUCCAUUAUAUGAAUUACUUCAUAAUCUUGGUUUUGAAAAUGAGAAUGAGACCAUAUGUUUUUGUGAACAAGUAGGAAUCAAUGUAUCAAGUGAUGAAUUAUAUGUAAUGUUAAAUAGACAAAAUUUUUGUUUGCCAAUGUCAAAUAUACAACAAGGUAGAGCUCAUUACAUGAUAGAGUCAAAAAGAACUUCAAAAGGAUUAUCAAUUAGUGAAUGCAUUGCUGGUGGAAAAAUGCCUGAAAAAUCUUACAAGAAUCAUAAGCCCCACAGUAGUUUUGAUUCUGAAGGUUAUUUAAUGCCUCAAUCUAUAAAUGCAGAAGAUCAGAAUUCAAGUAUCGAUAAAAGUGUAGUAAAGUUAAUUUCACAUGAGAUUAUAGAAAAAGAAUCGGAACCUUCAGAAAAAGAAAUUUUAUUAAACGAAAAAAAUCAUAAUACCUUUCCUAUAGAUACACCAACUACUAAAUAUUAUGAUCAUUUUCAGAAACUAACUAAAAUUAAUGAUACUAAUUUAAAUAAAUCCGAAACUAUCACUGCUCCUGUAUCUCAGUCAGAGCAUAAUAUAAUUACAUCCAAAUCUGAGCAGAUUACAUCUGAAAGUAAGAUAGAGACAAAUUUACCAUCAGAUACUCAGACACAACAAGAUUGUCUUAGUACACCCAUAAUUUUUAAUAAAACAUGUUAUGAUACUUUACCAAAAAAACUUAAAGAUAAAAAUAGUAUUUCUAAUAAUACAAGCAAUAAUGCAUCACUUCCACAAUCGAGUUUUAAUGUUUUACAUCAGACUAAACCUACAGAAACUUUUGAAAUGACUUCACCAUUUCUGAUGACUGUAAAUAAGAGCAUAUUUUCUGAAACUGGAAAAGGAAAUAUAUUUACAAAAUCUACUGUACCAUGCACAAUAUUUGACAAUAAUGUCUCAAAUGUAAGUUUUACUUCACAUCAAAGUAUAUCUAGUACAAAGUUUGUUCCAUCUGAACAAACAGCACCAAUAAAUAAAAAUAUGCAAUCGCAAAAUAAAUUAUCAAUUAAAAAGGAGCCAGAAAUUAUAGGCAUUAAACAGAUGGAACAAAAAAUGCAACAAAUUAAUAAAGACACAGAGGAAAUUUUUGAAGAAUUGAUAGAAAAAGUGAUAGAAGAACCAUGUUCUACUAUUCUCCAAGAAGAAAUAAAUAGAUCAAUAAUGUAUAAUUCGUUAAGUAACAAUAUGUUAACUUGUUUCAUUGAUGAAAUGUGUGAUGCAAUAUUAUUUGAAGAAAUAACAAGUUUUCAAAAGGUAGAGGAAUUCACAAAAAAGAGAAAUGAACGAAAGAUUAAUAAAUAUUUUCAUGUAUGGAAAACAUGGGCAUUUAAAAAAAAUCAGCAAAGAAAAGCAUUAGAUAACACACCUGUUUGGUUGCAGAAACAAUCUAUAGAUGAAUGUGCUAAGAUUUUAUAUCGUGAUGGCCAAAAAUUAGUUAUAGAAAAUAUGUGCAAAAGGCAGUGCACAGUAGAAGUACCAAAAUCUCCUAUUAUAAAUAAUUUAGCUCCUAUUGAGGUGAUCAUUUAUGCAGGUAUUAAAGAAAACCUUAAAUCAUUAAAUAUGCAUAUUACAACAAAUUUAUUUUGGAAAGUUGUAAUAUCAUGGCCACAUUUAGAAAAUAAAACUGAUUUAUGGCAAUAUAAAAAAAUAAUAAAUCGAUAUUUAUGCCCUGAGGAUUAUACAGUAGAACCAAUAAUAAAAUCAUUUCAACCAAACCCAUAUGAAAAUUUACAUAUUUGUAUAAGAUAUUUUGAAGGUUUUAUUGCAGAACACAAUUUAUUUGGAACAGAUGGUUUUAUAUUUAUUGCUACUGCUUCAGAAAAUGCUAUUUCUGUUAACAAACGAUUAACAAAAACUAUAUUGUCUAGAGAGAAACUCAUACCAAUACCUUUAGUAUUUAUUAUUUUGGGAAAUGGAGGAUUGGAAACAGAAAAAGAAAAAAUUGUAACAGAUUUAGAUACUCUGUUAGAGUCAGGAUAUAUAUCUGAAUACACUAUCACUGUUGAGAACACAUUGAAUGAAACAGUUAUUCUAAAUUUGAUUCAAAGCACGAUUUUGUGGUUGGCUAUUAAUAAGCCUCCAAAAAAUCCAUUGGAAAUGGAUUCUUUACAAAAUUUGUGUGAUAUUUGUAUAACAGAAGAAUUCUGGCAAAGAGUUUUAGAAGAUUCAAUUCGUAAUGCAAAUCUUUCUGAAUCUAUAAAAGAUCCCAAUUUUCUAAUAAAUCUACAUAAUGAAGCAGUGGCACAUUUGAUCCAUAUUUUAUUAGAUCCAGAAUCUCUAAUGUAUACAAAAUUUUCACCAGAAUUAAAAAAAUUUGUAAAAAAUCAGUGCAUAUCACCAUGUAGUUAUGAAUAUUUUGAUGAUGUAUGGAGAACAGUGGAGUAUAGGGUAAAUUUAGAAAAUAUUAUAAGUGGAUUGAUGCUACCACAUUGGAGCUUUCCAUGGCCAGUAACAGAUGUACAUCAAUUACAUCAAAAUAUAAUCCAUUAUUGUCAAAUAGUAUUACCAGAUAUAAAUAAUCAUGCCUUUUCCUGUGAUAUUUUAAGUCAUUUAUAUUUUAUGACAGGUAGUAUACAAGUAAUGAAUUUUGCAGAUAUAUUAGUCCACAUUGUCAAAGAAAAAAUAAGUUUUAUCGAAACGGAUUUAAAGGUCGUUUAUAAUAAAAAUUAUAUAAAGUAUUUUAAAACACUACCAUGGUGGUUUAAAUCUACUACCUUUGCAGAAUUUACUUCAAAAAUAAAUCUAGAUGAAACAUAUUCUAUUAAGAGAGACAAUAUAAUUACAGAACCGGUUCAGAAAAAACGGAAAUUGAAGGAUUGUAGUGAUAGUACUUUCGAAGAUGAUGAUGUAAUAAAUGAAUUUGAUCCAUUAGCUGAAUUUUGUGAUUACACUAAAAAUAAAAUUAUAGAUGUACAUCGUUCAUCCCAACUUCUAGAAAAUCGUUUAAAGGAACAGCAAUUGGAAAAUCGAAGAUUAGAGGAGAAGAUAAAAAAUGCUGUUUUACCUAUAUAAUAAGAUUUCUUAAAUAUGUAAAUAUAAUUUAUAUGAGAGUAGUCUUCAGUAUCAUUAUAUUUGUUCUAAUUAUACUUUAGUAAAAAGCACUAAUAUUGGA